AAAAAAAACAACCUUUUUUCUUCAAUGUUCAUUCUCUCUUUCUCUCUCAACCCUAAAAAUUUCCAAAAUUGUAUCUUUCUCACCGUUCGGAAAUUUUCUCUUUAAAAGACUUUUACCCAAUUUAACCCUUUUGAUCUUGGAAGCUUCUUUUAUCUUUUGACAAUUUUUUUGCUUUUUUUGUUUAUCUAAAUCUUCCAAUCAAGGUACGAGUUUUCCCCUAAAGAAUCAUUAAGUUUUGGUUCAAGCAGAUUAGAAUGGAUCAGCAAGGACAUGGACAGCCCCCAGCUAUGGGGAUCAUGGGUAGCGGAGCUCAAGUGCCGUACGGCACUAACCCCUAUCAAAACCAAGUGACUGGGGCCCCAAAUCCAGGGCCAGUUGUAACAUCAGUGGGAGGUAUUCAAUCCACCAGUCAGCCAACAGGAGCUCAACUUGCACAGCACCAACUUGCUUAUCAGCAAAUCCAUCAUCAGCAGCAACAGCAACUUCAGCAACAACUCCAGGCAUUUUGGGCAAAUCAGUAUCAAGAAAUUGAGAAAGUUACUGAUUUCAAGAACCAUAGCCUUCCCUUAGCCAGGAUCAAGAAGAUCAUGAAAGCUGAUGAAGAUGUGAGGAUGAUAUCAGCUGAGGCUCCCGUCAUUUUUGCCCGGGCAUGUGAAAUGUUCAUCUUAGAAUUGACAUUGCGAUCAUGGAAUCACACAGAAGAGAAUAAAAGGAGGACACUUCAGAAAAAUGAUAUUGCAGCAGCAAUUACCAGGACUGACAUAUUUGAUUUCUUAGUUGACAUAGUUCCAAGGGAGGAUUUGAAAGAUGAAGUUCUUGCAUCGAUUCCAAGAGGAACAAUGCCUGUUGGGGGGCCUGCUGAUGCGCUGUCUUAUUACAUGCCUGCACAGCAUGCACCUCAGGUUGGGACUCCGGGAAUGAUUAUGGGGAAACCUGUGGUGGACCCUGCUAUCUAUGCUCAGCAGUCUCAUCCAUACAUGGCGCAGCAGAUGUGGCCACCAGGUCCUGAGCAACAGCAGUCAUCCUCUGAUCAUUAGCAGCUCAAUGAUAGAAGGUAAGAAGGCAAGAAGGCAAGUUGAUACUCUUAAUGUGAAUUAAAAACUGGAAGCCUAGCAAGUAGAAGGAUAAAUUGAUAUGUGACGGAGAAUAACAGUGGUAUAAUUGCUCCAGUUGCAGUUUCAUUCCUUGAGAACUUUAAUUUCUUGUAUUCUUAUCUUUGCUUGCUUUCUGAAUUGGUUACAGACUAGUUCCUUGACACAUCUUGAGAAUGUUCAACGGAACGGAAUAAGGAGGCUUCUCUUGGUGAAAAGCCUUGGUCAAGAUUCUAGCUGAAGAUCAGACUUUUUACAAAUACUGUGCUGGAAGAAUGACUGAUCAUGAUUGAACAAUUUACUUUUCCUUUCUAUGCACCCUUUCCUUUUUCAAUCUUGUUUAUCUCGUUUCUAGUUGGAAUGAUUACUUAGAGACGUAAAAAAGGAAUUAUGUAUAAAUUUCAUUAUGAAGCACUGUUUCCUUCCAUAUCUAGUUUCAAAUAGUCAUUUCUAUUCCUAUCAUCAUUAUGCUUGCUUUAUUUAUGAUCGACUGCUAUGAUAAAAGGAUUAGAUAGACAUAAGAGUGAACUUACAACCUAUGGAGUAGGUUCUUCUGGUUUCUUGAAAAAGCCUUAGGAAAAGUUUAUGCUUCCACAUGGCCUUUGCAAUGUGCAAUCAUCUGUUGAGCCGUUUGAUGGAACUUGGUGCCAUCCUACGGUUCCAGCUCAUCUGCAUGAUGCUUGAGAGAUCCAGCUUAACUAAUUUUUUCUUGAGAAGCUUGUAGGAAAUGAUCUUUAUAGUUCGUACUCAAUUUAUAUUCCUGAAAGGUCUGGACCCGUUUCUACUGGAGGUAUUGCAGUUACAGAUGUGCAUGGGGACAGUCAAUGGCAACUAAUCUAUUUAAUUUUAAACUCUAAAAGGACAGUCAUCCGGGCUAAUCAAAACGGUCGUGCCUGAAUAUCUGUCCAGACCAAUGAUUAAUAUAUUCCGAGUAGAGGUGUGAUGGGGGUAUUUUACAUGCUGUGUGAGUAGGGCCAGCUUGAGGGAAUGGCUUGAGGGGAUGGCUGUUUCUGUUUGAAAUAAUAAUCCAAAGAAGUAGUUUUACAUAAACGUGGUAAGAGACCCACCUUGCUGAAGGGCUCCAUAAUCAGCAAGUGCAAUAAAACCAAAACAGGGCGAUGGAUCAAUAACAAACCAAAACC
Molecule: messenger RNA, 2233 nt
Organism: Durio zibethinus
Lineage: Eukaryota; Viridiplantae; Streptophyta; Magnoliopsida; Malvales; Malvaceae
Source: RefSeq, a predicted model, not a curated record